This is a messenger RNA of Coccomyxa subellipsoidea C-169, 713 nucleotides long. RefSeq lists its product as hypothetical. The transcript is spliced from 3 exons. The record is from RefSeq and is a predicted model, not a curated record. The coding region runs from base 95 to 514 and encodes 139 amino acids. NCBI's taxonomy places the organism in Eukaryota, Viridiplantae, Chlorophyta, Trebouxiophyceae, Coccomyxaceae.
CAAAGGCAUGUUUGACUUAGGGGAAUUCUGGCUGCGAAAGAUAGUGUAAAAGCGUCUCUUGUCAGCGUGAUCUGCUUGUCAAUUACAUAGAAGCAUGUCCCUCGAUCCUCAACAGUCACACUGGCUGAUCAGCGGUCAACAGUGGGCAGAAGAGCGCAGAAAUGAUUUACUGCAGGCAUGGCAGGUUCUGCAGACGUCUUAUGAGCAGAGAACGCUACCUUCUAGAGUUGACCUAACGCAAAGUGUAAUGUUGACGAGCUUGGGAGCUCUGCUGCUGCCAAACGUGCUGGUAAUCCUAGCAAGCAGGAAGGGCCGCAAGCUGGUGUUUGACACGGUGGAAACCAUCUUGGCAACUAUUCUUGUGUUCUUGCUGCUCUCCAUAGUGCUCGGUUUACCAAUAGGGGCUGUUUAUCUCAUGAUCAAGGCCAUCAGCUACUUUUUGGCAUCACUUUGGAGCCUGCCUGCUGUCCAAGCAGCUGUAGCUGCGGCCCGGAGCAGCUUUGCCAGCAGCUGACCUUUGGAGGGAUCAAAUCAAUAUCAUGAAUAGAGUGCUUUGUCAGAUGAACAUACAAAGAUGAGUGCCAAGCAGCCGCUCUGUUGAAUAACGGCGAUUUGCUGAAAGCUUGCCAUAAGACUGUUUCAACAUAAAUUGCGCAACUAUUACCAUAUGGAGAUCUCAGGAUCUAAAAUGAGUAUUUUAAUUGGCCAGACUC